This is a messenger RNA of Exserohilum turcica Et28A, 822 nucleotides long. RefSeq lists its product as uncharacterized. The transcript has 2 exons. The coding region runs from base 1 to 822 and encodes 273 amino acids. Lineage: Eukaryota; Fungi; Ascomycota; Dothideomycetes; Pleosporales; Pleosporaceae. The record is from RefSeq and is a predicted model, not a curated record. Gene Ontology annotation, molecular function: RNA binding; RNA helicase activity; ATP binding.
AUGGACAUCCAGUGCCACGCCUGCAUUGGUGGUACCAGCGUCCGUGACGACAUGAAGGCUCUCCAGGACGGUCCCCAGGUCGUUGUCGGUACCCCUGGCCGUGUCCACGACAUGAUCCAGCGCCGUGUCCUCAAGACGGACCACAUGAAGAUGUUCGUCCUUGACGAGGCCGAUGAGAUGUUGUCUCGUGGUUUCACCGAGCAGAUCUACGACAUUUUCCAGCUUCUGCCCCAGUCCACCCAGGUCGUCCUUCUGUCGGCCACCAUGCCCCAGGACGUGCUCGAGGUCACCACCAAGUUCAUGCGCGACCCCGUCCGUAUCCUCGUCAAGAAGGACGAGCUUACCCUCGAAGGUAUCAAGCAAUUCUACAUUGCUGUCGAGAAGGAGGACUGGAAGCUCGACACUCUGUCCGACUUGUACGAGACCGUCACCAUUACUCAGGCCGUCAUCUUCUGCAACACGCGCAGAAAGGUCGACUGGCUCACUGACAAGCUCACUGCCCGUGACUUCACCGUCUCGGCCAUGCACGGCGACAUGGACCAGGCCCAGCGUGAUGUCAUCAUGAAGGAGUUCCGUUCCGGAUCUUCCCGUGUCCUGAUUGCCACUGACCUUUUGGCCCGUGGUAUCGACGUCCAGCAAGUGUCGCUUGUCAUCAACUACGACUUGCCCGCCAACCGCGAGAACUACAUUCACCGCAUCGGUCGUGGUGGACGUUUCGGACGUAAGGGUGUCGCCAUCAACUUCGUCACUGCCGACGAUGUUCGCAUGAUGCGCGAGAUUGAGCAAAUGUCUGCAUAUGAUAGACUCACGAUGCUUAGUUGA